Molecule: messenger RNA, 768 nt
Organism: Halichondria panicea
Lineage: Eukaryota; Metazoa; Porifera; Demospongiae; Suberitida; Halichondriidae
Product: phenylethanolamine N-methyltransferase-like
Exons: 1
Coding region: 1-768 (255 amino acids)
Cellular component (GO): cytosol
Molecular function (GO): N-methyltransferase activity
Source: RefSeq, a predicted model, not a curated record
AUGUCAGCAGAACCUGAGAAGUAUCAACACUUUAAUGCAAAGACCUACUUGCAGAGAAGAUUUGUUGCUCCCAAUGGCAUCAUUGAUGAGGAGAGAGGAGUGCAGCCAUUUUACCUCCAGUGCUACCACCACUUUUACCAAACGUUCCAUAGCUCUUGGGAUCCCACUAAAGCAAGGCUUCUCGAGCUAGGUGGUGGACCCGUAAUCUACCCUCUCAUAAGUGCUGCACCAUAUUUUGCCGACAUCACUUUCGCUGACUUUUCCAAACGGAAUCUCGAACAGGUGGAGCUCUGGGUAAAUAAAGAUGCUGAAGCUCAUGAUUGGACUCCAUACUUUAAUCACAUUGUGGGAUCAUUAGAGGGCAAGGUUGGUGAAUCACAAAGUCGAGUGACAUCGCUACGAUAUAAAAUCAAGACGAUUGUAACAUGUGAUAUUCUCAAAGAAGACCCCAACGGAAUUCUCGAUAUUGGUGAUCGUUUUGAAUGGUUUGAUGUCAUCUCUUUCAACUUCUGUUGUGAAGUCGUAUGCAAAACGAUUGAGAGCUAUCAAGAAACGCUUCUACGACUAUGCAAGCUGGUCCGACCCCAAGGAUACCUAACUAGCCUGAUUUCGCUGGAAGAGAGCUGGUAUAUUAAUGGAGAGGAGAAGAUGUUUAAUUUGGGUCUUACGUUUGAAAAUGUGACGAGCUCUUUCAAACAAGCUGGAUUUUCGGUCGAGUUUAGGCCACUCCAAGUGAUACUCUGGUUUCUGGUCCUGAAGUUUUUCUAA